UUAAUCAUGGGUGAUAUUCGUAAGGUCCUUAUUAGCGAUAGCGUAGAUCCGAAAUGCAAAAGCGUCUUGGAAGCAAAGGGUAUUGAAGUGACACUCAAUACUAAGCUAUCACCGGCUGAAUUAGUUGCUGAAAUCCCGAACUAUGACGGUCUGAUUGUAAGGUCGGCAACCAAAGUUACUGCUGAAGUUAUCAAGGCUGGCAAAAAUUUGAAGAUAAUUGGUCGAGCAGGUACCGGCGUGGAUAACAUUGAUAUUAAAGCAGCAACUGAAUGUGGUGUUAUUGUAAUGAAUACUCCUGGAGGAAAUACUCUUAGUGCUGCAGAGCAUACAUGCACUUUGAUGGUUUGUCUUGCUAGACAAGUUCCUCAGGCUGCUGCUUCUAUGCGUGAAGGACGGUGGGACAGGAAGAAAUACAUGGGUAUCGAGCUAAUGGGUAAGACGUUGGGCAUUAUUGGUUUAGGAAGAAUCGGCCGAGAAGUUGCAACACGUAUGCAGAGUUUUGGUGUCAGAACUGUUGGCUAUGAUCCCAUUGUACCGGCAGAGGCCGCUAAAGAAUUCGAUGUUGAAUUCUUUGAACUAAAUGAUCUGUGGCCUGAAUGUGAUUUUAUUACCGUGCAUACACCUCUGAUCCCGCAAACAAGAGGCCUUCUAGGUGAUGAAACUUUUGCUAAGUGUAAGAAAGGCGUUCGCGUUAUCAACUGUGCCAGAGGAGGUAUCAUUGAUGAAGCGGCGUUAUUGCGUGCUUUACAGUCUGGCCAGUGCGCUGGUGCUGCCCUUGACGUAUUUGAGCAAGAACCACCUCAAAAUACCGAAUUAGUACAACAUCCUAAUGUUAUUCCCGUAUGUCAUUUGGGAGCUAGCACUGUUGAAGCUCAAUCGCGUGUUGCUGUCGAAAUCGCAGAACAAUUUGUCGAUUUCAAUGAAGGAAAGAGUUUAUUUGGAGCGAUAAAUGCUAAUGCCAUGGUGAAGGCUCUCUCGCCCAGUGCCAAGUCAUUAGUCAAAUUGGGAGAACGUCUUGGUCGUCUAGUUGAAGUAUUGUAUGGGCUUGAAGCCUGUAAGGAAUUAUCAAUUGUGGCUCAGGGUCCCGAUUACAGCGAAGCUCCAUCAUUUUUACCGGCAGCGAUCUUGAGCGGUGUUUUAGCCCGUGAUGCUUCUGGUGUCACUCUCAACUUAGUGAAUGCCCCUGAUUUUGCGAAGAAGAAGGGAAUCACUGCGAAAGCUACGUAUUCUGCUACACCAGAUGCCAGGCAUAGCAAUAGCAUCACCGUCAGUGUGGGAGGACACGUCUUUGGAGGUACGGUGAUUGGAAAUUUUUCUCCUGUCUUCACUGAGCUAGAUGGGAAACAAUUGCAUUCUCCUAUUAAUGCUACUGGCAACAUCGUCAUCGGCCAAGGCCCGGCAGGAAGUGCUCCAAAAUUUAUGGUCACUAUGGCUGAGCAUGGCAUUUCGACUUAUGCGUGUAGUGGAUCUGAUGGUAUUGGUAUGCUCGAUGUGUCGGCGGUUGUACCAGAAGAAGUCUUCAAUAAAAUACGAUCCUUGCCUGAUGUAAAAUCAGCUGACAUGUUAUAAAAGCACGGCAUUUUAAUGUUUGCUUUUAAGUUUAUAUACUGUUAAUUAACAAACUGAUGUAGACCUUAAUCCGAAUAGCAGCUACCUGUGUUACUGUUUUCG
Molecule: messenger RNA, 1671 nt
Organism: Trichoplax adhaerens
Lineage: Eukaryota; Metazoa; Placozoa; Uniplacotomia; Trichoplacea; Trichoplacidae
Exons: 8
Coding region: 7-1569 (520 amino acids)
Biological process (GO): L-serine biosynthetic process
Molecular function (GO): phosphoglycerate dehydrogenase activity; NAD binding
Source: RefSeq, a predicted model, not a curated record